Molecule: messenger RNA, 10937 nt
Organism: Pelobates cultripes (western spadefoot toad)
Lineage: Eukaryota; Metazoa; Chordata; Amphibia; Anura; Pelobatidae
Source: the annotation of a GenBank genome assembly
CGGAAGUUGAUCUUUUGUUGUUCAAGAUGGCGGCUGGCAUGUACCUGGAGCAUUAUUUGGACAGUGAGUGGGAUCUUAAUUACACACACACACACACAUAUAUAUCUCUGUAAUACACAGUGCAGCUGCUUGUCUCUCUAUAAUACACAGUGCAGCUCUCUAUAUAACACACCCAGGGCGACUGCUUGUCUCUCUAUAAUACACAGUGCAGCUCUCUAUAUAACACACCCAGGGCGACUGCUUGUCUCUCUAUAAUACACAGUGCAGCUCUCUAUAUAACACACCCAGGGCGACUGCUUGUCUCUAUAAUACACAGUGCAGCUCUCUAUAUAACACACCCAGGGCUACUGCUUGUCUCUCUAUAAUACACAGCAGCUCUCUAUAUAAACACACCCAGGGCGACUGCUUGUCUCUCUAUAAUACACAGCAGCUCUCUAUAUAACACACCCAGGGCGGCUGCUUGUCUCUAUAAUACACAGUGCAGCUCUCUAUAUAACACACCCAGGGCUACUGCUUGUCUCUCUAUAAUACACAGCAGCUCUCUAUAUAAACACACCCAGGGCGACUGCUUGUCUCUCUAUAAUACACAGUGCAGCUCUCUAUAUAACACACCCAGGGCGGCUGCUUGUCUCUCUAUAAUACACAGCAGCUCUCUAUAUAACACACCCAGGGCGGCUGCUUGUCUCUAUAAUACACAGUGCAGCUCUCUAUAUAACACACCCAGGGCGACUGCUUGUCUCUCUAUAAUACACAGCAGCUCUCUAUAUAACACCCAGGGCGGCUGCUUGUCUCUCUGUAAUAUACAGUGCAGCUCUCUAUAUAACACACCCAGGGCGGCUGCUUGUCUCUAUAAUACACAGUGCAGCUCUCUAUAUAACACACCCAGGGCGGCUGCUUGUCUCUCUAUAAUACACAGUGCAGCUCUCUAUAUAACACACCCAGGGCGGCUGCUUGUCUCUCUAUAAUACACAGUGCAGCUCUCUAUAUAACACACCCAGGGCGACUGCUUGUCUCUCUAUAAUACACAGCAGCUCUCUAUAUAAACACACCCAGGGCGACUGCUUGUCUCUCUAUAAUACACAGCAGCUCUCUAUAUAAACACACCCAGGGCGACUGCUUGUCUCUCUAUAAUACACAGCAGCUCUCUAUAUAAACACACCCAGGGCGGCUGCUUGUCUCUCUAUAAUACACAGUACAGCUCUCUAUAUAACACACCCAGGGCGGCUGCUUGUCUCUCUAUAAUACACAGUACAGCUCUCUAUAUAACACCCAGGGCGACUGCUUGUCUCUCUAUAAUACACAGCAGCUCUCUAUAUAACACACCCAGGGCGACUGCUUGUCUCUCUAUAAUACACAGCAGCUCUCUAUAUAAACACACCCAGGGCGACUGCUUGUCUCUCUAUAAUACACAGUGCAGCUCUCUAUAUAAACACACCCAGGGCGACUGCUUGUCUCUCUAUAAUACACAGUGCAGCUCUCUAUAUAAACACACCCAGGGCGACUGCUUGUCUCUCUAUAAUACACAGUGCAGCUCUCUAUAUAACACCCAGGGUGACUGCUUGUCUCUCUGUAAUACACAAUGCAGCUCUCUAUAUAACACACCCAGGGCGACUGCUUGUCUCUCUAUAAUACACAGUGCAGCUCUCUAUAUAAGCACACCCAGGGCGGCUGCUUGUCUCUCUAUAAUACACAGUGCAGCUCUCUAUAUAACACACCCAGGGCGGCUGCUUGUCUCUCUAUAAUACACAGUGCAGCUCUCUAUAUAAACACACCCAGGGCGACUGCUUGUCUCUCUAAUACAGUGCAGCUCUCUAUAUAACACACCCAGGGCGACUGCUUGUCUCUGUAAUACACAGCAGCUCUCUAUAUAACACACACAGGGCGACUGCUUGUGUCUCUAUAAUACAGUGCAGCUCUCUAUAUAAACACACCCAGGGCGGCUGCUUGUCUCUCUACAAUACACAGUGCAGCUCUCUAUAUAACACACCCAAGGCGACUGCUUGCUUCUAUAAUCACAGCAGCUCUCUCUAUAACACACACAGUGCUCCUGCUUGCCUCUAUAAUACACAGCUGAUUUCUGUAUCCAUAUAACACUCAUACAGGGUUACUCUCUGUAUUUACAUAACAAAUGGCAGCUAUCUGCCUCUAUUAUACAUAGUUUCUGUAUAUGGAGGCUCUCUGUAUUUAUAGAACACACAACACAUCUACCUAGCUCUCUGUUCCUAUACCGCACACACAGGGCAGGUAUGUGCCUCUCUAUAAUACAUGAGUCUUGUAUCUAUAUUACACACAGCAGUUAUAGUCAGCAUUCGGAACUCCGGAUGUUAUGGACUACAUAUCCAUAACAUCUGGAGUGCUGAUCAGGUGAAUGCAGCCCCCAUCAUCUGGAGCGCCAAAGGUUGCCUUUCUCCACUCUAGGAGAUGUAUAUGUUACACUGCAUAUCCUCGUUGAUGUAGAAUGCAAACAUAAUACAGUUCUCUACCACUAUAUCACACACUGGAAAUGGAUAGAGAUAUUGCAAAGUUUAGUCCAAAAUCAGCAAACUGGAAAGGUUAUUUUUCCCUACUGUUUGCGCCUUGUAUUUUAGCCUAAAACUUAAAAUUCCUUUGUUAGAUCAUGACAAUUCCUGUUUUAAUGAAUCGGAGAAUAAUAAAUCCUUACCUGUAAACUAGGGAUUCAAUUGGCACUCUUAACGCUGUAACCUCUACCAAAUCAUUCUAGUGGUCAUGGAGCUCUGAGUCGGUCUGCUCCCUCCCCCAAGUUUUAGCAUGUAGUUUGACAAAUUGUGGCUCACCUUGACACGCGUGGCCUUGCUCCUCUGCAGCUACAUCUAUGCAGAUUUUUUUAUUUUCUUAUUGUCUGUGCAAAUCCAUCCAACUUUGUACACCAAAUGGUAGGCUGAGAGCCACCCCACCAUGCGCAUUGCUGGUCAAAGUUUGAUAAAAUAUCUAGUGAUGCCAGGAAUUACACAUUGCUAUACCAUAUAUUUGCACUCCUGUAUCCCGUGCUUUCUGUAUUUUGUGGUGUUUUUUUGUUUUUACAUUUUUUAUGAAGUUUGAUAAGACUGGGGGGAUGAGGGGGGUGGUUAGAUUGUUUAAGGGCUUUUCAUUAAAUGGGUUUCUGUGGCUAAGUUUUAUGAUCACAAUGCAAAUCCUCAUAAUAUUUCAACAUCUAGUGAAAAUCCAUCCUGUAAUGUGGGCCCAUUUUAGCACCUUGUGGGGAUCAACAAUUUUGUCCGAAGUGUUUAAUAAGCAGAUGUCUACACACUUUUAUUCAUAGUAUAUUCCAUGAUUGAAAUACAGUGUAGUUCAUUACGUGUUUUUUUUUGUUUUGUUUUGUUUUUUCCCUCAGAUUUUGCAAUACUUCAGGAAAUAACUGUUUUUUAUAGGGUAGAAAUAUUUAUAUUACUUACUGGUAGAUGCUGUUUGCUUUCAUUACAGUUUGUCCUUAGUUUUGGUCAUAUGUACUUGUGUAAUGUCUUCAGAUAUCUGCAUUUAACCUUAACCUAUAUAUUUUUUUGCAGGUAUAGAAAAUUUGCCUUUUGAACUUCAGAGAAACUUCCAACUAAUGAGAGACCUGGACCAGAGAACAGAGGGUGAGUGUUUCAGUGUCAUGUCCCUUUAAUCUGAAGACAUCAUAACUUGAUCAGUGCACCUUUUGCUAGGACAUCUGGACUCGCUCAGUGAACUUUCAGUAGGAUGGUGUGACUCGACAUCUUAAUGCGUCUUUGCUAUGACGGUGACCCACUGAUUGAUUGUGCCUUUACUAGGACAAUGUGACUUGUUGACUGAUUUCACCUUCACUAGAACAUCGACAGAACUAGGAUUGUGUGACUUGCAUACGAUAGAACAGUGUGACUUAAGCGUGACCUUGCCAAAAUGUUGUUGACAUAUGCUGAUAGUGAGUCCACUCUAGAACAGCAUAAUAAAUGUUUCUUCCUUUCUUGACCCCACUUUCUUUUCACAGACUUGAAGUGUCACAUAGACAGAUUGUCUUGUCAGUAUAUGAACAGCGCUCGAUCUAUGAGCUCUGAAGAGAAGCUUCAGCUCCUCAGACAAGUGCAGGAGGCAUACGGCAAGUGCAAAGAGUAUGGGGACGACAAAGUGCAGCUUGCAAUGCAGACAUAUGAGAUGGUGAGAGGCCAACAAUAGCUGCAUGUCAUUACAAUAUUCUAAUAUUUCUAUUUGCCAGGAAUAAAACACAUAGAUGCCCACAACCCUGUUAUUAUUUUAUUAUUUAAAUAGCGCAAUCACAUUCCAUAGCGCUGUACAACGGGUGGACUAACAGACAUGUAAUUUUAACAGACAAUUGGACGUACAGGAACCGGGAAGGUGGAAGGCCCUGCUCAAUGAGCUUACAUUCUAGAGGGAGUGGGGUAUAGUGAAACAAAGGGUAAAAAUAGGGAUACAAGGUAGGUUGUUAGAAAAGUAUUCAUUGAGGGCUUAGUAGGUAAUUUUUGACAGUUGCAGGAGAGGAGUCCUGGGGGAUGGGGGAUAAAGACCUGCUAACAGUUUAAUUGAUAUGCUUUUUUGAGUUUUCAAAUUUUUUUUGAAUGAGUGGAGACUGGGUGAGAGUCUUACGGAGAAGGGAAGGGAGUUCCACAGAAGAGGUGCAGCCCUGGUAAAAUCUUGGAGGCGAGCAUUAGAGGUGGGCGUACGGACAGAGGAUAUACGUAGGUCUUUGGCAGUGCGUAGGGGCCUCGACGGGACAUACUUAUGUAGUAGGGAGGAUAGGUAGGUUGGAGCAGCAUUAUGUAGGGACUUGUAAGCAAGCACCUGAAUUUUGAGCCCUAUAUCUAACUGGAAGCCAAUGUAGUGACUGACAGAGCGGGGAGGCGUGGGAGGUGUGUCCGGACAGGAAAAUAAGCCUUGCUGCCGCAUUCAUUAUAGAUUGCAGCGGUGUAAUCUGGGAAUACGUAAGACCACUGAGAAGGGGAUUGCAGUAGUCAAGGCGAGAGAGAACAAGAGCAUGGACCAGCACCUUCGCCGCAUCCGGGGUUAGAUAGGGGCGAAUGCGCGCCAUGUUUUUGAGAUGGUAGCGACAGGAUUUGGCGACUGAUUGGACAUGAGGAGUGAAGGAGAGGUUGGAGUCAAAAAGAACACCCAGGCAGCGAGCCUUCGAGGUAGAGGUGAUGGUAGUGCCGUUGACUUGGAGGGAGACAGACACGGGAGUAGUAACACUUGAGGGAGGAAAGACCAGAAGUUCUGUUUUGGAAAGGUUGAGUUUAAGGAAGUGAACAGCCAUCCAGUUGGAAAUCGAAGAGAGGCAGUCAGAGACACGAGUCAAGAUGGGUGGAGAGAGAUCAGGAGAGGACAGGUAGAUUUGCGUGUCAUCCGCAUAGAAAUGCUAAUGGAAGCCAAAGAUGCUGAUGAGUUUACCAAGGGAGGCAGUAUACCAUUGGAUGGUUGUCGGUAUGGAAAAAACACUAUUUCAGAUGCAGUGGCUGUACUCCCUGUGAAGAUAAAUCAAGCAACUCCCAUUUCAGCUGCCAUAAAUCCAUUAGAAAAGCAGAGAGAUACAUAAUGCCCUCCACCACCAUUUUUUGUGUGUGUGUGCUAAUUCUGUUCCCAUCUUUACUAUCUUCACCUUAGGUGGACAAGCAUAUUCGCAGGCUGGAUACUGACCUUGCUCGUUUUGAAGCUGAUCUAAAAGAGAAACAUAUUGAGUCCAGUGACUAUGACAGCUGCUCCAGUAAAGGCAAAAAGAGUAAGUGACUGCCUCUAUCUCACCUCAUACCACUACUUAGUUAUCUGCCCCACUGUACCAUCUUCAUCUCAUAAUUCUCUACCUCAUCUCAUACAACUUAUAUAACACCUUCCUGCUGUUGCUAUCCCUGACAAAAUCAUACUGACCCACAAACUUCCCUUUGUGUUUUUUUAACUUACCCCCAGAUCUGGUCCCUUAGCUCUUUGUUCCUGUGUACACAUUUGAGUAAAAUUAUGAUUGUCCUCUCUGCAGAAGGCAGAGGUCAGAAGGAGAAGAAAGCUGUAAAAGUCAGAUCAAAGGUGAAGAACUCAGAUGACGAGGCUCCAAAGAUCAACCAGAAGAAAAUCAAACUAGUCCAGACGUGAGUGACCUGUCCAUGUGGGAUAAAAGGAAACCCCAUUUUGGGGAGAGAAGACCGUGCUAUUGUGUGAAGGGUGUAUCCAUAUAAAAAAGAUUGUAGUGUGGCUAAAUGGAAGUUUGUUUUAUCAUUUAGGGCAGAGUAUGGCACACCAGCUACAAAUUUUGGCAAAGUGCACCCCUCUGAUGUCCUGGAUAUGCCUGUGGAUCCAAACGAACCAACAUACUGUCUGUGCCAUCAGGUCUCCUAUGGGGAAAUGAUUGGCUGUGAUAAUCCAGAUGUGAGUUUGCUUUACUCUUGCUAACUGCAGAUAAAGACUAGUAACGUGUCAUGUAAUUCAGUACACACAGUCUAUUAGUGGUAUGUUUGGCUGAGCUUUAAGAGCAAGGGAGUAUUUUGUCAGCCACGGUUUGUCACGCCUGUCAGAGCACUCGUCAUUGGGAACACACAUUCUUCUCAGUAUGUUUGUCAGUUUAAGGUUGCAUGCCUGACGUUUUGUCAGUGUGAUCUUAGAGUCACUGCUUCUGCAUUGUCAGUGUGUGCACGCACUCCUUUAUGUAAAAUAGUGAGCGUAUUUCUUAUUUACUGCCUGUCCCUGUGCAAAUGUACUCCUUUUUCCCUACUGCUUUAUGUACUGCCACAUUGGUUAGCACAUAAUCAUUCUUGUUUUUUGUGUUUUGUUUUUAUUUGCCUCAGUGCUGGGCAUUUAACUUAAUAAAUGACAGUUUUGCAAACCUUGACAGGUAAUGGGCAAAUGUGAGGGUCUGAUGCUGUGCUCUCACAAUGACUUAUUUUUUCCACAGUGCUCCAUUGAAUGGUUUCAUUUUGCCUGUGUUGGCCUCGCUACAAAACCUCGUGGUAAAUGGUGAGAGUCCAUUGUUCUCAUUACUGCUUAACACUCACUCAUUACACAAAUUCACUUCUUAAAAUCCCCUUUCGGCAAACUGUCUAACCCUCCCUCUCACUUGCUACUGUCUCAUCUCACUUCCUAUCCAUCCUAUGUGUACUUUACCUUAUCCUUUAUGAUACUCUUUCAUUAUCACAUUAAGCCUCUUCUCUUUCCUACAUAUAGACAAUAAAAAAGGGAAUCUAAGAACCAAAAAAACUUUUGCUUAUUGAAGCAGUUUUGGUGUAUAGAUCGUGCUCCUGCAGUUUCACUGCUUAUUUAUCUACCAUUUAGAAGUUAAAUCACUUCUGUUUCUGUCUAUGCAGCCAUAGCCUGUGACUCAUACAGCCUCCAUGACAAACAAUGUGUUUACUUUAGAAUUUCUUAAAUCCUGCUCUGUUAAUUGAAUCUUCAUGAGCCUAUUCCUGGCUCUAUUUGGUCAUCAACAGAGUAGGCGAUAACAAAUUGUAAAUUAAACAGUGUUGCAAUAAAGGAAGCUAGCAGAUUUACUGGGUUAUUCACAAAAGUGAGAUCUCACUGUGAACUUCAAAUUUAAAUGCAAAAAGCUGAACUGGAAAUAUUCUCUAAUUCAGCUGCUUUGACCUAAAAUUUGAAAUUCACUUUGAGUUUUCACUUUAGUUAAUAACCUUGUUAGCCUCUUUUUCGUGAACUGUGAGCGUCUCAGCCAGGGGAGGUGUGACUGGGCCUGCAUAAACAAAGUGAUUUAACUCCAAAAUGGUGGAGAAUUGAGCAGUGAGACUGCAAGCAUGUAAUAUAUAUGCACCAAAACUGCCUCAUCAAAUUAGUUUUUUUGUUUCUAAGAGUAUCCCUUUAAGUCAGGGAUGGGGAACCUUCGGCGGUCCAGAUGUUGUGGACUACAUCUCCCUUGAUGCUUUGCCAGCAUUUUAUUAAGAGCAUUAUGGAAAAUCUAGUGCAGAACAUCCGGAGGACCGAAAGUUCACCUCCCCUGCUUUAAGUAUAAGCAAAUUAAUUUGGAGAAAUAGACCGUAAUCCCCUAGUAUAUCUAGUGAGCUCUGCUUAAAGUAAUCACUUUUUAAUCUGUCCCCAAGCUGGGUUAAUUCUCAUUCAUGAAACCUCGGUAAAUGUCUCUCAUCAAAUCAAACAUACAGACCUCCUCCAGCAGUGCCCGGUGCUGCAUAUCAAGUUUCCGACCCUUUCAAGCUCCAUUCAUAAUGACAGGCAUUUGGAUACACUCCUGCUGACUUUUAACCCGCUGUGCAAUAGACCUUAAGGAUUAUCUGAAAAUAAUAAAGUAAAACCCAUGAGGAUGUUGGGAGCGGUGCCCACGUAUCUCCACAGUUUGCCUAGCCCCUCUAUGCCCUCUCUUCCACUCACACUCUUGCUCUCACACUUGGCGUGUUUGUGUGGACAGCUGCCCAUGGUUUGGUUGUUGUCUUUAUCUAACGUUCUCUCUCCUACUCCCAGGUUCUGCCCUCGCUGUUCUCAAGAGCGGAAGAAGAAGUGAGAGUUAAACCUUCUAUACCCUGAGGAGGGAGCAACAGAUAUACCGUGUCAUGUUUUACUGACACCCCUUUCCUGGGGCUGGGGGUGUUUUACUGUCAGUAUUAGGAGCUGCCUCUUGCUUUACCUGGUGAUCUGGUGCUGAUUUAUUACUGUAAGUGGCAGAGAUUUGUAUUAAUGUUACUAGGUUAAGCUUGGGUAAGGCGUCUGACUUUUUUUUUUUUUUAAAUCAUCAUUAUUUUUUGGAUCUAGGAGCAGUAUAGAUAUUCAGUCCUUGUAAUCACUCCAUUCACAAUUCCUGACUACUGUAUAUAUAAUCUGCCUGUGCUACAAAGUCAUAUCCUAUUUCUGCCCCCAUUGUUCUGCAUCUAUUCCCAUCCUAAAAUUGCAGGCCUUCAUUUCCAUGUUUCUUCUCUCGUGGAUUCCUGCCUCUUAGACUUUGUAGUACACUCCACCAAUUUCACUCCCCUCACUGUAGAAAUCCUUAAGCACUCAUAUGCCAUUCCUUAGCCACUUGUUUUCUUGAAACAGUCCUUAGGUACUCGCCUACUCUGCUCUGGCACUUGCACCUGUGUGAUAGUAGGCAAUCCUGCAGAAGCCCUAGAUAUCUGCACUGUGUGUUGUAACAUUAUAUAGGAGACCACAUGCUUUGCUUGCCAGUAACAGUUUGUAAGCCCUCUUAUACACUACAAGCUACUUUCACUAAGCACCAAACUGUUCAGAACUAAAGUCUGAAUGACAAAUUAUAGCUUAAAAUAACAAAGGUUUGAAUAUAGCUGUACUAGAAAAUCCCUAAAAUGUUUUUCAAUUCAUCAUCAUUCUAUGUUCAAUAAACAUACCACUCUGCCUGCUUUUAACAGUGCCUAGGCAGUAUCACACUUCAUCUGAGUCACUUGCCUUCCUGUAACAGAUUCUAAGUAGCCACAUACACUACAACUUGGUCACUUGAGUUCCUGUAACAAUUUCUACGCACUCUCAUAUUCAAUAUUUCUUCUCUGCUUUUCUGUAACAUUACGGAAAUAGCCACAUAAAAUAGGUGUCAGGAAGUUAUCUCAUUGCAACAAUUCCUUGGUACUUGCAUACACUACACCUCUUUGCCUUUCUUACUUGUAAUAAUCCCUAGAUAUUCACACGGUACAUUUUUGCACUGCCUCACUGUAACAAUUGCUACGCACUGACAUACACUAUGUCUCUGUCCUCAACGUAGCAACCUCUAGGCACUUCUAUGCCUGAUAACAUUUCUGUUCAGCCCCCAUGAAGCUGCUUUUCUGUCCUGAUAUCAUUAUUAUUAUUAUUAUUAUUAUUAUUAUUACCACCUUAAAUUCUCUCAUCUCUACCUUUGAAUUUUGGUGCUAAAUAGGCUUUUUCCUUUAUUUAUUAAAAGGAAGCCUUUACAAUAGGAUGUUUAUUCAAAGGGUUAUAAAAAAAAAAAAAAAGGAAACGGUUACAUAAAAGAGACAUUGAUCCACGUACCCCUAAUUCUAGGAAAAUCUGUGUAGUAUGUGCAUGCAGCAGGUCAUAUUCCACCACCUUGGCUCUAGUUAUUUGACUAUUUUAGCCUUUGUUCCUAUUGGUGGUUCAUCCAGAGGGAUCUUUCUUUAUUUACUGCAUCCUGCCUGGAAUAUAAUUCUUCCUUGUCCUAACUUCUAUGCCCUAAUCUAACAGUAUGUGUUUUCAUAGAGUUGGCAAAAAGAAUAAAAUGUGAAUAAAAAUAAAUAAAAAAAAUAUUGUUUGCUAAAGUUCAAAGUGCAUGUGUUUUAAAAUUGCUUUGCAUUGAAAAGCAAAAAGUGUUCUGGUUUGUCAUCUUAGAAAAUGACCAAUGCAGUGACUGAUCUGAUUAAAAGAUCCUCUGGAGGUUGCCGUUCUUGUCUCAGCACACUGUGGUUUGCCUAUUCGUCCCCUGUUAUAAUACUUUGUUAAAAAAAUACUGUUUUAUCUGUGUGAUCAUUUUGUGUAGGUAAAAAGAACAAGAAUAGUAGAAAAACAGUGGGGGGAAAAAAAGUAGCAGCAGGUCAAUAAUACUAGCUUAUGUGAAUUAAGCGUAUUAUAAAAUAAACUGCAUGUAGACCAUAUAAAAUGAAAUAGAUCAUCAUGAGCCCAGACUGAGUUCUUAUAUCAAAAUAUGAUUGUUCAAGAUAGUAUCUUUCAAAAUAGUUUUGGAAUUCCAUCUUUGGAAAUUACCUUCGUGUAUAACGGAUCCCUGCUAUGGUGGAGACCUUCUUGUAUAAUAGAUCCCUGCUAUGGGAGUGGUACUGUAUUAUGGAUCCCAGCUGUGGAAUGGACCGUCCUGUGCAAUGGAUCUCUGCUGUGGAAGGCACUCUUGUGUAUAAUGGGUUCAUUCUGUGAAAGGGGCCUUUUUUAGUAUAAUAGAUCUCUGCUGUGGAAGAGGGGCUCUCCAGUAUUUCUGUGAAAGAGAUUCUCCUGUAUAAUGGAUCCCAGCUGUAGAAAGGGCUGUCUUGUAUCAUGUAUCCCUGCUAUGGAAGGUACCCUCAUGUAUAACGGAU